AUGGAAAUUAAAUAUACACAAAUUUUUAUUAAUAAUGAAUGGCAUAAAGCAGCAAAUGGUAAAACAUUUCCUGUCUUCAAUCCAUGUACAGGAGAAGAAAUUUGUCAAGUAGAAGAAGGUACCAAAGCUGAUAUUGACAAAGCAGUCGAAGCCGCUAAGAAAGCUUUCGAUUUCAAGUCACCUUGGCGUAAAUAUGAACCUGCUGAACGUGGUAAUUUGCUACGUAAACUUGCAGAUUUACUUCGACGUGAUGUCGAUUAUUUAUCAAAAUUAGAAACAUUGAAUGGUGGAAAAGUCAUGACUGAUAGCGUUGGUGAAGUUUUUGCCUCAGCUGCUUGUCUUGAUUAUUACGCUGGAUGGGUUGAUAAGAUUGCUGGUGAAACACUUCCAUCAGGACCAGGUAUUUUUACCUAUACUCGACAUGAACCAGUUGGUAUUUGUGGACAAAUUAUUCCAUGGAAUUUUCCACUAUUCAUGCUAGUCAUGAAACUUGGACCAGCAUUAACUUGUGGCAAUGUUGUGAUUCUUAAACCAGCUGAACAAACACCACUUACUGCACUUUAUUGUGCUUCUCUUAUCAAAGAAGCUGGAUUUCCACCAGGUGUUGUUAAUAUUGUACCAGGCGAUGGACCUAACUGCGGUCAUGAAAUCGCUGUUCAUGAAAAAAUUGAUAAAAUAGCUUUUACAGGUUCAGUUGAAGUAGGAAAAAGAAUUCAACAAGUUGCAGGAAAAUCAAAUCUUAAACGAGUUACACUCGAACUUGGUGGAAAAUCACCAUUGAUUAUCUGUGAAGACGCUGAUUUGGAUCUUGCUGUUACAACCGCUCAUAAAGCAUUCUUUACACAUGCUGCUCAAGUCUGUUUUGCCGCAUCACGGGUGUUCGUUCAUUCAAAAAUUUACGACCAAUUUGUGUCCAAAAGUGUAGAAUUAGCUAAAAAACGUGUUGUUGGUGAUCCAUUUGAUUCGAAAACAGAACAAGGACCACAGGUAUACCCAAAAGAUAUACAUAGUGGUGUUCAAAUAAUUAACAGUACUCAAUGUGAAUCAAUUCUUCAGUACAUUCAAUCGGGUAAAGAGGCCGGUGCAAAACUUGAAUGUGGUGGUGAACGAAUUGGUGAUAAAGGCUAUUUCAUUCAACCAACUAUCUUUAGUGAUGUAAAAGAUGAUAUGAAAAUAGCUCGUGAAGAGAUUUUUGGUCCAGUAAUGUCAAUAUUUAAAUUUGACUCAUAUGACGAAGCAAUUAAACGUGCAAAUGAUACACAUUAUGGUCUAGCUGCUGGUGUUAUAACAAAAGAUUUGGCACGUGCUCUACAAUUUGUCGAACAGUUGGAAGUUGGUUUCGUAUGGGUCAAUCAGUACAGUGCCAUUCAAUUUCAAGCUCCAAUCGGUGGUUUCAAACAAUCCGGCUAUGGACGUGAAUUAGGACGAUAUAGUCUUGAAGAAUAUUGUGAAGUGAAAACAGUUUCAAUCAAAAUUGACUAA
Messenger RNA from Rotaria sp. Silwood2, 1482 nucleotides. The record is from the annotation of a GenBank genome assembly. Lineage: Eukaryota; Metazoa; Rotifera; Eurotatoria; Philodinida; Philodinidae.